GAAGGUGGAAAAGCGGGUAGGAGGAGCGUCGCGCUUCGGUUCCGCUAGCCGUCGGACUACUGGCCUCCCUGGCCAGGCCUCUUCCCAGCCACCCGCCAUGGCGUCUGCGGGGCGGCGGGAGCCCGCGGGCGAGGGCAUCAAGUUGUCAGCAGAUGUCAAACCAUUUGUCCCUAAAUUUGCUGGGCUCAGUGUGGCAUGGUCAGAGUCUUCAGAAGCACGCGUUUUUCCCAGCUGUGCAGCCACGACGUACUAUCCAUGUGUCCAGGAAUUAGCAGUGCCUGAACAGAAACUCUAUGCUGAAGAUAUGGCUUUUGGAGCUUCAACUUUUCCACCUCAGUAUUUAUCUCCUGAGAUCCCUCUUCAUCCGUAUGCCUAUUCUCCUUACACCCUGGAGUCGUCACGAAAUGUUUGCCCAGUGCCUGGCUCCCAGUAUGAUUACAACCAACCCAGUUGUUUCGGAGGUUUUCAAACCGUGAAGCCACGAAACGAGCACAUGUGCCCUCUCCCGCAAAACACAAAAGCUCUGUUUAAGAAGAAAACCUGUGAUGAGCAGAAGUUUGACACUAAGAAGACUGAUGGACCUAUAUCAUCUGAUUUAAAAUCAGUUAAAAGUUCACCUCGUAUGUCCAUUCAUGCUGAGAAUAGUUUGAAAUCAGAUGGUUAUUAUAAACGAACAGACAGGAAAUCCAGAAUCAUUGAAAAAAGUGGAUCUGCCUCCAAACCUGAGUUUGAAUUUACCAGGUUGGAUUUUCCUGAACUGCAGGGUCGAGAGAACAGUGAGAUACCAGAGAUACAAAAGCAGCUCAAGUGGGGGCCUUUACGCUCUGCCUCUACUGACGUUUCUCUUCUAAGAGAAGUGGGGAAACCUGCUGCAGUGUUAGCAGAGGGUGAAAUAGUGGUGAAAAAUAAUAAUCGGACCGAAUCUGUAACUGGUAAUGCUGCUACCAGUCCCUCUUCAUGUACGAGAGAAUUAUCUUGGACACCAAUGGGUUAUGUUGUUCGGCAGACAUUAUCUACAGAACUGUCACCAGCCCCUAAAAAUGUUACUUCCAUGAUAAACCUAAAGAUGGUUGCUUCAUCAGCAGAUCCUAAAAAUGGUAGUAUGUCAUCUUCUGAAGUUUUAUCUUCGGAGCCUUCGUACAAAGAGAAACAUGUUGUCCAUCCUACUAAAAAGUCCAGAGCAUCACAAGGUGACGAUCCUGAGCAAAAUGAAGCCUCAAGAAAGAAUAAGAAAAAGAAAGAAAAGUCUAAAUCAAAAUAUGAAGUCCUGACAGUUCAAGAGCCACCAAGGAUUGAAGAUGCCGAGGAGUUUCCCAAUCUGGCAGUUGCAUCUGAAAGAAGAGACAGAGUAGAGUCACCGAAAUUUCACUCUAAACAGCAGCCACAGAAUAAUUUUAAAAGUAGUGGAAAGAAGAGCCAAAUUCCAGUACAGUUGGAUUUGGGAGGAAUGCUAACCGCAUUGGAAAAGAAGCAGCACUCCCAGAAUGCAAAGCAGUCCUCCAAACCAGUGGUGUUCUCAGUCGGAGCAGUGCCCGUCCUCUCCAAAGACUCCAUGUCAGGGAAGAAGGGCCACCGCUUUGGCCAGGUGAAGACCCCGCACAAUCCCUUAGACUCCAGCGCCCCCCUGAUGAAGAAGGGGAAGCAGAGGGAGGUCCCCAAGGCCAAGAAGCCAACCUCGUUGAAGAAGAUUAUUUUGAAAGAGCGGCAGGAGAGAAAGCAGCAGCGUCUCCAAGAAAAUGCUGUGAGCCCAGCUUUUGCCAGUGACGAUGUGCAAGAUGGAGAGAGCGGUGGUGACGACCAGGCCCUCGGGCAGCCUGACCCCUCAGGGGGAAUGGAAGAGUUGGUGUCCUGUGCUUCUGUGGCAGAGAGCAAGUCAGAAGACCGGCUGGGAGCUGAGCCCCAGAAGGAGGUGGAGGCCUGCCCCAAGAUCCACAGCCGGCGGUUCCGGGACUACUGCAGCCAGAUGCUCAGUAAAGAAGUUGAUGCUUGUGUUACGGACCUGCUGAAAGAGCUGGUUCGUUUCCAAGAUCGUAUGUACCAGAAAGAUCCAGUCAAGGCUAAGACCAAACGCCGACUUGUGUUGGGGCUGAGGGAGGUUCUCAAACAUCUGAAGCUCAAAAAGUUGAAAUGCAUCAUCAUCUCCCCCAACUGUGAGAAGAUACAGUCGAAAGUGUAAACUUCCACUCGGCUGGAACUGGACUUUCAGGGAUCCAGUCCAGAUCCUAGCCCUGAGCUUUUCCGGUUGCUGUUCCAGUCUGAAGACUUGAGGUUUCCUGACUUGCCUGCAGCACCCAGGGGCACUAGGCCAGCAGCUGGAUCUGGAUCUGCUCAUUGCCGGCCCAGUGGGCUCGUCCCCGUCCUAGUUCAGGGCAGGUGCAGUCCCAGCCAUCAGAAAGGGGUCUCAGGGGACCUGCCUGUUUGGUUGUGUGCUGGCAGUGUCCCCACCACAGUCCCAUGGCAGGCGCUGGGCUUGACAUGAAUCCCUCCUCAAGCUCUCAGCCAGCUGCCUGAACCUCUUAAGGCAGUGGGUGCAUCGGGCAUUCUGCAGCUCCUCUGCUGGAAUCGUUCCGGGCUCUGUGCUUCCUGUGCAGCUGUCGUCCUGGGGGCGGGCUCCCCCAUCUCCUGUUGGGGUGUGGUGUUUAGUGGCUCCCGUGCACUCCUUUGUCUCGGGGUGUGCACAUCCCCCAGUGGCUUAUGAGAGAAAGGGUACAUGGCAGCACAUUUAGAAGUUGGUGCUUGAAAUCCAGUCUUUCUGAUUUCUGACCUUUUCCCCUUUGUUCUCCCUUCUCUCUGGAAGCUUGUGGGAAAUUCCUUGUGCCCAGGGUUCCGGGAGGUGGGGCGGUUUGCAGGCAGUGCCCUCAGUUCUGGGACGUGCUGUUGGGUUUGUGCUCUGGAUCUCCCUACAGUCGGUCCUCUCUAGGCUCUUCCUGGAACCAUGUUGCUCAGAUGCUGGGCCUCCUGCACUGCUGUCCUCCUGUGACUUUUCCUCUUCUUCUUUUCACCUCUUUCGUUUGGUUCUGUUUUCUGUAAGGAUUCUUCCGCUAUGUCUCAAUCUUUCUACAGAGUUUUUUAUUUCUGCUAUUAUUUUUAAUUUCUGGGAGCUAUUUUUAUUGUUCUCUGAAGUUUCUUUGUGUGUUGCAGCUGCCGUUGCUCUGUGGAUGUGUUUCCUCCCUGAGAAUAAUAGUGAUGUGAAGGUUCCUUCUCCCUGCAUAGCCUCCCUUCCCAGGUGGUUUGCUGUUUUGAUCUCGUGGUGGAGGUUUCUGCAGAUACCGGUGUCUGCUAUCUGUUUUUUGUUUUUUGUUUUUUUUUAAUUUUUAAAUUUUUUUGGCCACACCGUGCGGCAUGUGGGAUCUUAGUUCCCCGACCAGGACUCGAACCUGUGCCCCCUGCAUUGGGAGCAUGGAGUCUUAACCACUGGACCGCCAGGGAAGUCCCCUGUCUGUCUUUAACAGCUUUUAAAGCUGACUAGAAAUCUGGGGGCGGGGCUGGCAUUUAAAGGCUUUGAGCUGCAUUUGAGGGCAGUGGUUCUCAAACUGUAGUGAGCAUCAGAGUCACCCAGGAGGCUGGUGAAGACACAGAUUCCAGAGUUUCUUCCUGAGCAGGUCCAGCAGGCCCCAAAAUUUGCAUUUCUAGUAAGUUCUUAGUUGCUGCUGUGGAUGCCAAGCUAGAACCUCUGCUGUAGGAUGACAGCUGGGCUGCUGCUCUUUCGCUCUGACUCCGUAUUCCCUGGGGAAGAACUCUCUUACCUCCUGGGAGUCUGUGACCUUGUCCUUACACCCACGGUUAGAAGUGUGGGUCCCAGUGUCCCACAGACCUGCCGCCCUGCCUCACCAGAGGCCCGGCACUGGCACGUCGUCUGGGUGAAGUGGGUCUGGACACCAACUUGCUGUCACCUCAUCUGAACUUCACCCUGUCUCUGAAGUGCCCAGUGCUGCCAGUUAGCUGCCAAGCUCUGGGGAUUGAAUUCUAGGGUAUAAAUGGCUGGGUCUAGGUGUUUUCCCAUUGUUGGCUUAGGUCAGCUGAGUCAGCUGUUUGCGUUUCAGCUUCCAAAACUUUUUUGCUCUUAUCUUGCAUUCUCCUGUGGAUUUUCACCUUUAAAAGACAAACCAGGGACUUCCCUGGUGGCACAGUGGUUAAGAAUCCACCUGCCAAUGCAGAGGACAUGGGUUCGAGCCCUGGUCCGGGAAGAUCCCACAUGCCACAGAGCAACUAAGCCUGUGUGCCACAACUACUGAGCCUGUGCUCUAGAACCCGUGUGCCACAACUACUGAGCCCGUGUGCCACAACUACUGAAGCCCGCGCACCUAGAGCCCGUGCUCCGCAACAAGAGAAGCUACCGCAGUGAGAAGCCCGCGCACCUCAACGAAGAGCAGCCCCCCGCUCGCCGCAACUAGAGAAAGCCCACGUGCAGCAACGAAGACCCAAAGCAGCCAAAAAUAAAUAAAUUUUUUUAAAAAGUAAAAAAUUAAAAAAAAAAAAAGACAAACCAAGAAACGGGAAUGUGUGUAUUCAGUUGGCAGUCCACCUUGCUCUUUCUUUAAGCCCCCACUACUCUGACUGUGCCAGAGAAUGGAGCUAGGAAUGUACUGAUGGGCAUCUCAAGGAUUUGUUAUACAUUUAAAAUAACGUUGUUGAAUCAUCCGUCCCUACAUUGUUUAUUUUUUGCUUUGAAGCAUA
Eubalaena glacialis (North Atlantic right whale) is the source of this 4677-nucleotide messenger RNA. RefSeq names its product SECIS binding protein 2 (gene SECISBP2). NCBI's taxonomy places the organism in Eukaryota, Metazoa, Chordata, Mammalia, Artiodactyla, Balaenidae. The transcript is spliced from 15 exons. The record is from RefSeq and is a predicted model, not a curated record. Gene Ontology annotation, biological process: selenocysteine incorporation. The coding region runs from base 98 to 2176 and encodes 692 amino acids. Gene Ontology annotation, molecular function: ribonucleoprotein complex binding; selenocysteine insertion sequence binding; mRNA 3'-UTR binding. Gene Ontology annotation, cellular component: ribonucleoprotein complex.